GAGGCGCCAUUACCCCGUGUUCAUGGGAGGUCAGUGAUGAUUCCGAAAUCCGGAAGUUUAGAGUCAACUUGACGAUUUUUUUUUUCAGCUGCAACCAAACCGCAUGUAGCAGGAUUCUGGAUGUUCAUAAAACAAGCUUUUCUGCUGUUACAGCCCUGUUGUCCUUUUAGUUGAAAUGCCCGGCCGAGGUGGAUCCUGGGUCUUUGUUCCAGCCACAUUAGUGACCGUGCUGCUGCUGGAAACUGCUGUUCCUGUUCAGGCCAAGAACUUUGAGGAUGUGCGCUGCAAGUGCAUCUGCCCACCCUACAGAAACAUUUCUGGACACAUCUAUAACAAAAAUGUCACCCAGAAAGAUUGUACGUGCCUCCAUGUAGUGGAGCCCAUGCCAGUUCCUGGUCAUGAUGUGGAAGCGUACUGUUUGUUAUGUGAAUGUAAAUAUGAGGAGCGGAGCAGCAACACCAUUAAGGUAACCAUCAUCAUUUACCUGUCUGUUGUGGGUGCACUGCUCCUCUACAUGCUGUUUCUGCUCCUGGUGGAUCCACUGAUCCGCAAGCACGACCCGUACACUCAGCCUCUGCACAACGAGGAAGACUCCGAGGAGAUGCGUCCUCGUGCAGAAAGCGGGUCGGCCAGAGGAAACACAGUUCUGGAGCGAGUUGAAGGGGCACAGCAGCGCUGGAAGAAGCAGGUGCAGGAACAGCGCAAGACUGUUUUCGACCGGCACAAGUUGCUAAGUUAGAGCUCUGUUGAAGGCUUUAAGGGUUAAAGGAUGCAACCUUCCCAGUUCUGUGCUGUCACACGGUCACCAGCUGAGUUAUCACACACCUGGUUGUCACUGAUCAGCACCGCUUUGACUGCAUUGCUGUUUCCUCACUUUAAAACAUUUCACAUGUUCGUCUAAUUCAUUGUCGUAUAAUUUAUAAGGUAACUACUGUAAGCUAAGCCAGCUGAGUGGAGCGUAAACAUCUUUUGCACACGCCAUUAGUACAUUUUCUCAGUCGCUUCUAGGAAUGUCAAUGCUGCUGCUUCAGAUUUAAAUUAUUUUAGGGUUGUCAUCCUUUUUAAAAUAUUUGUAAAUAUAUAUAAAAAAGUGUUGCAUGAUUAAAGAAGAAGUUGUUUCUACAGAUCAGCUUGCUCACAGGAUUCUACAGAUGUUAGUUUAGUUGUAAUUUAUUGUUUUUAAACUCAGACUUUUUCAUUGUUUGCACUAAGGAUCGUUAUUUUUUGGGUAGGUUAAAUUUCUGUUGCUUCUUUGAAACUGAUUGUCCAUUUUUCCAGCUCUUUGAUGCAAAAAUGUAUUUUAUCAAACCAUCACAAUCUGUGGUCUUUUGCAUGAAAUUCUGCAUCUGAAGUUUCAGUUUUUACUCCUAAUGGAGUUUAUUUUUGUCUUUGUUUUGUUUCUUAAUUUGAUGUAAAAUAUUUAGAGUUACCGAAACCUUUUUAGAUGAGGAAAAAAUUCUACCGAUGUGUCGCACGGCCGCUCUCAAUCAUUAUAAGAUCACAUGAUGGAAUGUUUAAUGGAAGAAUAAAAAUCUAUUCCCGCAAGAGAUGAAAUAAAACAGAAUCAGUUCCA
Messenger RNA from Nothobranchius furzeri (turquoise killifish), 1573 nucleotides. It is a transcript of the gene tmem9, whose product is annotated as transmembrane protein 9. Lineage: Eukaryota; Metazoa; Chordata; Actinopteri; Cyprinodontiformes; Nothobranchiidae. Gene Ontology annotation, cellular component: lysosomal membrane. The record is from RefSeq and is a predicted model, not a curated record.